Molecule: messenger RNA, 2826 nt
Organism: Rhineura floridana
Lineage: Eukaryota; Metazoa; Chordata; Lepidosauria; Squamata; Rhineuridae
Gene: ACSF2
Product: acyl-CoA synthetase family member 2
Exons: 16
Coding region: 449-2254 (601 amino acids)
Biological process (GO): fatty acid metabolic process
Molecular function (GO): medium-chain fatty acid-CoA ligase activity
Source: RefSeq, a predicted model, not a curated record
AGCGAGCAGCGCAUCAUUAGACGGAGGCAAAUAACCUAGCUAUGCGGCCCUCGAUUAGGCUGCAUUUCCAGCACGAGAGCCUGUCCGGUCGACUUUAGCGCGGAAAUGCCCGGGAAAUGGAAUUCGCACCGAAGAGGAUGCCGUGGGAGAAACGGCCACCUCAGCUUUCUUCCCCGCCCACCUUCGUUUCCUUCCUUCACGGUGACGCGGCGCAUGGACAGUAACGACUUGUGCAUUAGUGGCGGCGGUACCGGCAGCACCAGGAAGCAGCCGCGCCGCCCCUUUCCAGUCCCACGCUCCUCCUCCCUCCUCGGCCAGCUCAGAGGGGUAGCUUGCUCCUCGCGGCUCGCGGGUGUCUCUUCCUCUGCUGGAGUGAGCGAAAGUUGCAAGCACCCGGGCUGAGGCGGGAGGCAGCCGGUGGCUGUACCUUUGCUGGGAAGGGGGGCGCAUGGCUCAUACCACCGCACUGCUGAAGAGAGUCGCCAGGGAAGGUUGGGGUGUGCUGGUGGCUCGAACUGGCCCACUCCGGGGCAUUCAUCGGGUCAGUACUCUCCAAACUGAUGCACCCCCUGGUACACCUAGAGCAAGCAAAAGCUAUGUCCAUGGGGUGUCAGACUUUCCACUUAUCUGUAAAACCCUGGAUCAGUGCCUGGAGGAAACAACUCACCGACAUCCUGAGCGAGAAGCCCUGGUGUUCCCUACAGAAGGAAUUCGGAAGACUUUUGCCCAAUUUAGACAAGAUGUUCAGCAGGCAGCAGAAGGACUUCUGGCUCUUGGUUUGAAAAAGGGUGACCGACUGGGGAUGUGGGGUCCCAACAAGUAUGAAUGGGUCCUAAUGCAAUUUGCCACAGCCCAAGCAGGAAUCAUCCUGGUGUCUGUGAACCCAGCGUAUCAGUCCCAUGAGCUGGAAUUUGUAGCAAAGAAGGUUGGCUGCAAAGCACUGGUGUUCCCUACACAGUUUAAAACACAGAAAUACUAUGAGAUCUUGAAGCAAGUCUGCCCUGAGCUGGAACAAUCUAAUCCGGGAGCAUUACAGAGCAAGAAGUUACCAGAGCUUUCUAUUGUCAUCAGUUCAGACUCCAAACUGCCUGGCACAUUUUCAAUGGUUGAUGUGAUGCAGGCUGGAGACAGCAGCCACAAAAAGCAGCUACAGGACAUACAGAAGAAAAUGGAUUGCAAAGAACCUAUCAACAUCCAGUUCACUUCAGGAACAACGGGAAGCCCCAAAGGGGCCACGCUUUCUCACUACAACAUUGUGAAUAAUGCAUUUCUGAUUGGUAUAAGACUGCGAGUCCAAGACAGGGAUGCUCGCUGUUGUCUACCUGUCCCUCUCUACCACUGCCUGGGGUCUGUGGCAGGCUGUGUGGUGAUGGCUAUUCAUGGUGUCUCUCUUGUCUUCCCAUGUCUAAGCUUUGAUGCAAAAGCCACUCUGAAGGCACUGGACCAUGAAAAAUGUACCCAUGUACACGGCACUCCAACCAUGUUCAUAGAUAUGCUUGGUCAGCCUGACUUUGCCAGUUACAACCUUUCAACUCUUCGGGGAGGAGCCAUUGCAGGUUCACCAGUUCCUCCUGAAGUUAUGAAGAAGAUAAUCAACAACAUGAACAUGCAGGAAAUAGUGGUUGCUUAUGGAACUACAGAGAACAGCCCUGUCACCUUCAUGGGGUUCCCUCAAGACAACAUUGCCCAGAAAACAGAGACCGUAGGAUGUAUUUUUCCACACACUGAGGCAAAAAUUGAGGAUCCUGCUACUGGGAACGUCCUCCCACUGAACAGCCCAGGAGAACUUCAGGUUCGAGGCUACUGUGUUAUGUUAGGAUACUGGGCUGACCCCAACAAAACUAAUGAAGUGCUAGAUGAUGAGAAAUGGUACAAGACAGGGGACAUUGCUGUUCUUGACGAGUACGGCUACUGCAAGAUUGUAGGUCGUUGCAAAGACAUGAUUAUCCGAGGAGGGGAGAACAUAUAUCCAGCAGAGCUUGAACAAUUCCUACAUACCCAUCCUAAGAUUCAAGAGGUGCAGGUAGUUGGUGUGAAAGAUAAGCGAAUGGGAGAGGAGAUCUGUGCCACCAUCAGAGUGAAAGCUGGAGAAGAGUGCACAGUAGAGGAAGUCAAGGCAUUUUGCAAAGGGAAGAUUGCACAUUUCAAGAUCCCUCGGUACAUAGUGUUUGUGAAGGAUUUUCCACUCACUGUCUCAGGCAAGAUUCAGAAAUACAAACUGAGGGAGCGAAUGGAGAAGCAUCUACAGCUUUGAAUAGGAAGCCAACCCAAGAGAACUCAAAAAUGAUAUUCCUUCUGCCAACUUUUAUACUUGAGCUCUAAGCAGUUAGGGAGCUGGCACCACCAGUUUGCCUUGAUAUGCAUUAGUCUACUUGCAGCCAAGUCAAGUCUGCUUAAAAUAAUGCUCUUUUUUAAAUUCAAGAAAAAUCUGUUUCUUUGUCAGAGAUUUUUGUUUCUUUGUGUAGAGGAAUACAUGGCAAUACUUUGCUCAGUCUUACUUUGUUUAAAAUACAAAAUAGUAUGUAUUAUGACCUCCUCCCAGUGAAGAUGACCUUCAGAUUUUUUUUCAUUGCACCCAGUACUGGGACACAAAAAGGGAUAGAUGACAGUGCCAGGAUCCUGAAAAUUAACAAAAGUAUUCCUUAAUUCCUAUGUAUAUACAUUUUGAACUGUUGUAAACUGCAAGCCAAACAAAGAAAACAAAUGCUUUUUAGCAGCCAGAAAGGCUAUCAUGGGAAGAACGCAAUCACUUGAAACAUGUUCAUAUUGGAUUUGUAGGAAUAAUUUUUGGCACUUCUGCAUUAUAAACCUUUUGGGGACACUGUU